Molecule: messenger RNA, 1806 nt
Organism: Notechis scutatus (mainland tiger snake)
Lineage: Eukaryota; Metazoa; Chordata; Lepidosauria; Squamata; Elapidae
Gene: FBLN7
Product: fibulin 7
Molecular function (GO): calcium ion binding
Source: RefSeq, a predicted model, not a curated record
CCAUGAUUUUGGCACGGCGAUGCAGCCUCAGCAGCCUGGUCCUCGUUUUAUGCCUAGCGGCCGGUCAAGAGUUGCAAGCUUCCCAGAACUGCAUGACAAAACAUCAAGUUCUGGCUACCAUCCGCCAAAUGCAGCAGUUUCUCAAAGGCCAGGAAACACGGUUUGUUGAAGGACUACGCAUCAUGAAACACCGACUCACAAAUCUGCAGAACACUGUGACUAAAGCUAUCCCAGACCUACAAACUGUGUUCUGUCCUAAAUUGGAAGCUCCAGCAAAUGGCAAAAAAUUUGGCACAAAAAAUUUGGUGGAUCAUGAAGUCCAUUUCACCUGUGAUCCUGGAUUUCAGCUUGUUGGUUCCAAUUCUCGAAUGUGUCAGCCAAAUGGCAGCUGGACUGGAGAAGUUGCACACUGCAAAGAUAUUAGUCUGUGCACAAAUCACCAGUGCCGGAAUGGAGGAACAUGUACAGAGACAGGUGACCAGGUUCAAUGCAUUUGUUCACAGGGAUGGACCGGCCCCAAUUGCCAGUAUCAAACGCAGACAGUACCUCCAGCAUGGAGCAUAACAAAUGACCCAGCUUUCAGUCGCAAGCCGCGCUGUGCCCAAUUAGAUCGAAUGCAACACUGCAGCUGUGAAGCGGGCUUCCAUAUGAGUGGCACCACAGAAAACAGUAUUUGCCAGGAUGUGAAUGAAUGUGAAAUUUACAAGCUGGAGGGAGUUCCUCGUCUGUGUAUGCACGCUUGCAUCAACACUCCUGGCUCGUACCACUGCUCCUGCCCCCCUGGAUACAAGCUCUUCAAUGAUGGGAAAAAUUGUGAAGAUAUAGAUGAAUGUGCACUCUCACUGCACAGCUGUAUUAGGGGAACAACAUGCAUUAACAUCGGAGGAAGCUUUCAGUGUGUCAAGCCAGAGUGUCCCCAGACUGCUGGAAAUGUCAGCUAUGUGAAAACAUCUCCCUUUCAAUGUGAACGGAAUCCGUGUCCCAUGAACAGCAGAUCAUGCCAUCAAGCCCCCAAGACGAUCUCCUUUCAUUAUCUCCCUCUGCCAUCCGAUCUCGCCACUCCCACUCCUCUCUUCCGCAUGGCAACUGCUUCGGCCCCUGGACGGCCAGGUCCUGACAGCUUGCGGUUUGGGAUUAUAGGAGGAAACAGCCGAGGACAUUUUGUGAUGCAACGCUCGGACAGACAGACUGGAGAACUCAUGCUGGUACAAAGGCUACAAGGGCCUCAGACCAUAACAGUGGAGGUUGAGAUGUCCGAGUAUCUAGAUCGCACUUUCCAAGCUAAACAUGUUUCCAAAAUUACCAUCUUUGUAUCAGUAUAUGAGUUUUAAAGGAGGUUGAUUCAGCAUGGGAGGAAAAACAAUUUUACAUCAGGAACUUUUCUUUGGUUUCACUAUUGGCUCCAUGUCAAAGACUCCAGAAUUAAGAAUGGCAUCAAGCAUGGCUUGGCUUUCUCACCUGAAUUAACAUCGUCCACUUCUUUUCAGCAUUGCUGGCAUGUAGUCUUUCUGCUUCUAUCUUAACACAUCUUUAGAUGACCUGAAGCCCUUGAAAGAAGGGAAGAAUAGCAGUGUAACCUAUCUAUCAAUUAUUGUUGCUCCAGCGACACUUUGUACCCCAUCUAGCUUCAACCUGCCCUUUGUGAGUCAAUGCAGCAUAUUCUAGAUAUAGAUAGCCAGUCUUUAACAAGACUACCUGCAUUCUAGAAGACUCUAAGAAAGGAGAAUAUAGGAUCCUUCUGUGGACAAUGUACCUAAGCAACAAUAUUAUCAUAGUGAGAGAGGUCGUUCCUAUUUUGUAACAUUG